GGCCAUGGACCGCAUCGUUUUCCAAGCAAUAAACGGACCGCUUGAGAGAGAGAGAGAGAGAAGAGAGAGAGAGAGAGAAGAGAGAAGAGAGAGAGAGAAAGAGAGAGAGAGAGAGGGAGAGAGAGAGAGCGAGAGAGAGAGGGAGAGGGGAAGAGAGAGAGAGGAGAGAGAGAGAGAGAGAGAGAAGAGAAGAGAGCAGAUAGAGGGAGGAGAGAGGAGAGAGAGAGAGAGAGAGAGAGAGCCUGAACCCUGAAGGGGGAAGUACGGGGCCAUU
Messenger RNA from Closterium sp. NIES-67, 274 nucleotides. NCBI's taxonomy places the organism in Eukaryota, Viridiplantae, Streptophyta, Zygnematophyceae, Desmidiales, Closteriaceae. The record is from the annotation of a GenBank genome assembly.